CAAGGUAAACAGUACCUAAACAAUGUCUUAAAUCCGAAAUAUCCAUUGAAAAACCACAAAAUUAUCAUGUCUUUUGGGGAGCUGAAAUGUGUAGGAAUAAUUGAAAAAGACACCAACAAUGAUGUCAUGUGGACGUGGUCAUUUCCUAUGAUUGACCCGUCACUACAGACAUUGAUAUCAAAGAAAUGUUGUUUAAAAUCAGGAGAAAAUGAAUCAAUUAUCCCAUUUUUCUAUGGUCAAUACAACAGGACAUGGUACUACUUGCUCACAAGAAAUGUGGAAAGUGUGCCAUCUUUACGUGAGGUCACUCAUUACACAGUUGUGAUUCUCACGAAGGAUUUCAAUCCAGAGAGGUAUGGAAGUCUAUGUAAACUGUUUCAACAAAAUUAUAUGGACAAUGGAGACCCAUCAUGUAUUCUUCAACAAUACCUGAAUGUGGCCACUAAAGGCUCGUGUCAAUCAAACAAGGAAAUUUAUGACUUGAAUGAAUUCCCUUUAAAAAGUGCUUUUCUAUCUGCAUCCAUUAAAGAUGUGAUUAACACGUUUGGCAUCGAAUCAAUCCUCUUUUACACAGCUCUUCUUUUGAAAAAGAGAAUUGCUUUUUACAGUCCUCAAGCUGAGACAUUAUUGAAAAUAACAAGGGUAAUACCUCAACUGGUUUGGCAUCGACAAAACUGGGAUAUUCUCCACCCUGUUGUUGAUUUAAACGAUGAAGCGGAGAUUGAAAACCUAGUGUCAGCCGGUCAUUAUGUUGCUGGAUUUACCGACGCUUCCAUCGAAAAUCGUAACGAUCUUUAUGAUAUAUUUGCCAAUAUAUCUGACGUUGAAGUAUCAAUCGCUCCCCACGCUAAAGAAACAUUUCAAAUGGGUAAAGUACACAAAGAUAUUGCGGUCUUGACAAAUAAUUCGAAAGAUGAAGACAAAAGCGAUGAAGAUCUGGUGACGGAGCUGUCGGAAAAAACGAAGAGUCUGAUAAACAAUUUGAAAGGUCUGGCUGUCGAAAACGAUGACAAAUCGCGAAAAAUUAUCAAGUUGGAAAAAUUGAAAGAAAAGAAAUUAAAUUUUGCGAUGGAGAACUUUUUGUACAACUUGGCCGCGGCGGAGGAAUGGUUUAGUUAGUAGCGCAAAAUCACCAAAAUGGAAAAUUUUAGAAACUUUUAAUUCAUUGAUUACGUGCCUGUGAUGAUUUGAAGGAAAAUACAGUAAAUGGCAGUUAUGUAUUGUAAUCAUACGUUGAGUCGAUCGUUAUGAUGUAAAAAACACCAAACAACAUGAUACAAAUACCUAAA
Xenia sp. Carnegie-2017 is the source of this 1289-nucleotide messenger RNA. Its product is annotated as DENN domain-containing protein 10-like. Gene Ontology annotation, cellular component: late endosome. Gene Ontology annotation, molecular function: guanyl-nucleotide exchange factor activity; small GTPase binding. Gene Ontology annotation, biological process: regulation of early endosome to late endosome transport; protein transport. The record is from RefSeq and is a predicted model, not a curated record. Lineage: Eukaryota; Metazoa; Cnidaria; Anthozoa; Malacalcyonacea; Xeniidae.